Molecule: messenger RNA, 1953 nt
Organism: Entamoeba dispar SAW760
Lineage: Eukaryota; Evosea; Mastigamoebida; Endamoebidae
Exons: 3
Coding region: 1-1953 (650 amino acids)
Biological process (GO): mRNA splicing, via spliceosome
Cellular component (GO): post-mRNA release spliceosomal complex
Molecular function (GO): RNA lariat debranching enzyme activator activity
Source: RefSeq, a predicted model, not a curated record
AUGAAAGGGGGUGAUGAGUGUGUUGAUGCACUUCCACCACCUGCCAAAGGAGAAGAGAAAGAGAUGAGUAUUUUAGAACCUCCUAAAGAAAUUAAUAGAAAAAGAGAGGAAAUGAUUAAAAAGUUAAAGAGUUCAAUACAAAUGAAAGUCCAACAAGACAUAAUAAGAGAAGAAAGAGAAAAGAAGAAGGGGGAAACCCUAAUCAAGGAAGAGCCAAUUGUAAUUCAUAAAGAGAUUCAAAUACCAGUAGUUCAAGAAAGGAGUAAUAAACAAAUUGAAUCGAAGAUAAUAAAGAAAGACCAAUGUGAUAAUAUAACUCAAGAAAACAACGACAAUAAUAGUGAUAAAGGUAUUAGAUUGAAUAAAAGAAUUGAUGAGAAAGAAAUUGAAAUAGAAAUAAAUCAAUUACAAAGUUAUGAGAAAGAUCAAAAGAUUUUAAAAGAACAAAAAGAUGAAAAAGAAAAUGGAGUGGUUAUGAGUAAAUUUCUAUUUAUUGGUCCAAUAUAUGGAAAUUAUAUUAAAGGAGAAUUAAAAUCAGUUAUAAUAUUAGGUCUUAUUCAUAGUGAAGGAAUUAUUAUACCAGAACCUCCAUGUCCAAUUUAUAUAUUAGCAACACCUUGUACUAAUCAAUUAAAAGAACCAAUUCCAUCAAAUGUACAUAUAUUAAGUGGAAUUGGAGAUUUAAAGAUUGAUAAAUUUACAUUAGUUUAUAGUAGUAUUGAUGAAGCAGAAGAUGAUGUUAGUUAUCAAGAAACUAAAGAAUUAGCAACAAAAUAUUAUCUUCAGAAGAGUUGUGAUUUCUUUAUAUCAACAUAUUGGCCAUCAUAUAUUCUUAAUGAAUUAGAUAGUAAUGAAAAACCAGCAUUUCAUGUUGAUUAUUCUUAUGUUGCAGCAAUCAUUGCACGUGCAUGUUGUCCAAGAUAUCAUCUAACAAUUGGAAAAGAAUAUUAUGAAAGAGUUGAAUUUACCAAUAAAACAGAUUCUAGAAUAAAAAAUAAUGAUUUAAUUUAUCCUACUAAGUUUUAUUCUUUAAAUCCUGAAACAGAAGAAAGAAACUUGAAGUCAAUUAUAUUCUUAAAAAUUAUUUCAGUAGAAGAAGGAGCAUUACAAAAUAAUACAAAAAAUCUUGGAAUUAAUCCUUAUUAUGAUAUUAAACUUACUCAAUCUAAAUUUAGUGAAUUCAAAAAACCAUUAUGUCAAUCUCAUAUAACUGUUGUUUCUUCAAUACCUACAAAUAAACAAGAAGACCAACAACAUAUAAUAAGUAUUUAUGAAAAUAAUAAAAAACCAUUAUAUCAACAAAGUUAUAAAAUUAAUAAUUGUUGGUUUUGUUUAUCAAAUUCAAAUAGUGAAUUAAAACUUAUUAUAUCAUGUGGAUAUUAUAACUAUUUAUCAUAUACUAAAGGUCCAUUAAUUGAUAAUCAUUUUCAACUUAUUCCAAUUCAUCAUAUUCAAUCUUAUAAAAUGAUGUCAAUUGUUGGUUUAUCUGAAUUAAAUAAUUAUUAUACUUCAUUAAGAAACUUUUAUCGAGUAGAGAAAAAAGAAUUUAUUGUAUUUGAAACAAUUCUAAUAAACCAAAAUUCUAAUCGCCAUACAUUUCUUCAAAUCUUUCCAUUUGAAUUAAAUAAAAGUGAUGAUCUUAUCAAACAUAUUGUUAGAUUUAUAACUUCAUUAAAUGGUCAAUGUCAACUCAUUCAACUCUCAAACCCUAUUGCCUUUAAUGAAAUUCCACCUCAAACAACAUACAUUUAUUUUACACUCUCUGGAAUUGUUAGUUAUUAUUUCGUUGUACAAAACCAAAUUAAACCAACAAUAGCAAGAGAAAUAAUGGCAAUGUGGUUCAAUUUACCUGAUCGUAUGAUAUGGAAACAAUGUCAAGAAGAAUACUCAGUAGAAGAGAGAAAAGCAAGGGAUUUACGCCAUACCUUCUCAAAUUUUGACACUAUAAUUUAA